Molecule: messenger RNA, 7156 nt
Organism: Varroa destructor (honeybee mite)
Lineage: Eukaryota; Metazoa; Arthropoda; Arachnida; Mesostigmata; Varroidae
Biological process (GO): regulation of transcription by RNA polymerase II
Cellular component (GO): nucleus
Molecular function (GO): DNA-binding transcription factor activity, RNA polymerase II-specific; RNA polymerase II cis-regulatory region sequence-specific DNA binding
Source: RefSeq, a predicted model, not a curated record
CUUGCCAAGGCAAGACGGUCGCCAUCUGAACGCUGACUGGGUGGCAGUGUCUUCGCGGUGGCGCUCACUAAGAGACGGGACAAGCCGAGACGAGACCCGCUAAGAAGCUAUAGGGAGCGCCGCUGGCAACGAGUGGUCUUACUCGACUAUACACGCAUAGGGUCGCUGAAGGAAGAACGGACAGUGGCAGUACUCGAGUCGUGAUGAGCCACAACUGCCGCUGCUGCUGCUGCUGCUUCAGCUGUUGAAGCUCCCAUCUGUGCUUUCGUUGAAAGUGAAGUCGAAAUGUCGGGUGUUGAUCGAAUCUCAGUGUCAACAGAGUGCCGCUGUUAAUGAAGUAUCAGAAAAGGAAGACGAGGAAAAUAAAUAAACAGGCCUAAAGAGGAAAAACCGGUGAAGAUGUUGACCAGUCCGUGAUACGGUAGUAGGCCGUGCGUGUGUCUGGACAUCGAGGUUCAUCAGCAGUGCAGGAGCAACAACAACGACGACAGCAACAACAGAAACAAUAACAGCAGUAAAAUCAAUGACAAGUUUCUUAAUUGCACAACAGCUUAACUUGACUCAACUCAGCAACUUAGUUGAUCAUAAAUGUGUAGGUUAACUUCUUGUUUCUCGAACCGAAAGCUAAAGGAGUGAGUGGAACGAACCGGAAAUAAUAGCACGUAACUUCAAACCACACACACACACACACAUACAUACAUACAGAGACAGUUCCCGGUUUUCAUCCCUCUGUUAAGUUCUGAUUCUUCAUAAAUUGUGUAGUGCCCUAUGCCUCAAACCUACCUAAGGUAAUGCCAGUUGUAGGCGGAUGCCGGCGUUGCCCGUACCGCCGAAAUCGCGCAAGUAUAGGACCCUUAUUUAGCACACUAACACGGAACGCAGCAUCUUAUCAUCUUGAGAUCGACCAAUAUCAUCUCCAUUUCGCCCAGUCCGGCUAGUGACGUUACAACGAUAACCUACUCCUGCUCGAUUUGUUUUCUAGCUGUCGAUGUUCAUGUUAUCGAGGCACCAAGCGAUCAGCGUGUGUAUAGAUGUGGAUCUUGAUCGUUUCGACAAUUUAAUAUCAAGCACAUGUUGAAGUGUUUGCAACGAGAGUGUGUGAGCGGAACAAGGAAAAUUGACGGUUAGCUAAUUAGCUGACUGGCAAAAAAAGCAAACAAUCAUUUUGAUAAAUAUUGUGAAUUUCCGUGAGUGCGUGUUUUCGUUGUUACGUAAAGCUGAAACAGGAGAAAUUGUGUGCAUCCUAAUUCUGAACCGAGACGUUCACCGCAGACAACAGCCAACAGAUACGGCAAGGGAAUCUGACUGUCCCUGGCUUCGUUGUCAUAGGUUAACUUCGUGUUGUUUCUUCUUUCCCAACUCCCCACCGCCCGUCAUAGUGAAGACGUUAAUGCAAAGACAAAGCAAUGACGUGCGCGAACGAGUGUCGAAGCCCUCGCGUUCAUCGUCACCUAUACACGCCCUGACAAGUAUUGUAUGUAAACGUGCUAUAGCCAGUACGGACAAUAACCACAACAACAAAGACAGGGGACGACGACGACGACGACGACAAUAACAAUAACAGCAGCAGCAAUAUAAACACAACGAAAUCGGGGACCCCCGUCACGAAUUUUCUUGGGUAUAUCACGGAGAGUGAGAAACGAUACACGAUCAGAAGUAUCAAUUCUAUAUAACAAGUACCAUAUGUACUGAAGCAGUCACCGACGUAUUAGAAACUGAGAAAUUGGUAAAAGGAGACAGCGCUGGAAGGAACGCCGCGAGUGUAGCGUGUGUUAGUGCUUUUCUGUGAUGUUCCAAAUCUCCUUCGCGCAUGGAUAUUGUGCUCUGGAUCCGGAGCGCGAAACAGAUCGACGGCGAUCGUGUUUUUUUUGACACUUUCGAAAACCUCUUUACAUUACAACGUAGUUGAACAGCGUCGGCAACGACGUCGUCAACAAAACACCCGUAGGCGGCCGUUCGUCAGCAUUCGGCCGCAACACUUACUGGUUUGCAGUUGUUUGCUGUUUUAGGUGCAGUAAUGGCGGAAUGCCUGAGCGCACCGGCCGCGAUGCAGCUACCGCGAGCCACUCCACUUGAUCCGGCUACCCCGGACAUCAAGAAAGAGCAGGAACUGGACGAACUCACGUUAGAAGACAAGAUGGUCAUGUUGCAGGAGGGCGCCGGCGGAAAAGAUAGCGCCACAUUGCUUCGUGACAUUCUCCAAAAAGAAAAACAGUUGGGGGGCCAGCAGCAUAAUAACAAUAACGCUGGUGAACACACUGAGGACAGUGGAACAGAGAACAAACCUCCGACACCCCUGCAAAGCCCCCCGUCUUCAAAUCAGAGCGAUGUCGCUGGCGAGGAGGAGGAAGAUGAGGAAGACGAAGACGAACGGGAAAUUCGCGAAGCCCGCGAAAGUAUCGAAAUGAACGAGAGUCACAGCGAAAAGGAUGAUUUACCCGCCGAGCUGAAAGCCGUAUCCGGACCCCUGAGUCCGACACCGGAAGGGCUCACAGGGGGCGGAGGUGUUGGGGGCUCUGCACCUGCUGGAAGCAUCAGUGCGAACGGUGGUGCUCCAACCAACAUCAACGUGAACGGCUGCAAGAAACGGAAGCUCUACCAGCCGUCGCGACAGACCGCGGUCGAAAAUGGCGGUGGCGGCGAAUCGCUAGUGAUUAAUGACGAUAACGAUGAGGAGGGGCUUGAUGAUGAUGUGGUGCCGGUGAAACGAUCCGAGGAUCGCGAAUCGCUCCGGGCGCGACUCCGCGAACAGUACGAACAACUGAACGGUGACGGGGCGCAUCUCGGCGGUGGCUCAGCGGGUCUUGAACGCAACGCCGAUCUCGAGCGGCUUGUCGCGGUGCUCAAGAGCGAGAUUACGCACACGUUGACGCAGGUGAUCGACAAUAUCGUCUCGCGAUUCGUGCCCCGUCUAACGCACCCCGACCAUUCACUUCUCCCGCCUGACAUCGUCAGUAACAAUAGCAGCAGUGGCAAAUUGGAGCUACGCGCAGGAUCUACCAGCAACCACCACCAUCUGGCGACUGGAGCAACCUCAGGAGUUCCCCAUCAUCAUCAGCAUCAUACCUUGUCCUCGCAGCAGGCAACGCUUCAGUCGCUGUCGCGGCACGAUCUGCAGUCGUCGCUUCGGGACCGAACGUCCUCACCCCCGUCGACGAUUUCGGCGGCAGCGGCCGCGUCUCUCGGCUUGCGGGGUCCCAACCCUCCGUCGACCUUCGACCUUUCGCGGCCCGAAUCGUUCCUAGCGCUGACUAGCGGCUCCGCUAGUGCACUGGUCAGUCAGCGCGACCUGUUCGCCCAAAUGUUGGACCGUAAGGCUAAGAGUAAGGUGAUCGACAGAGGAGGUAGGACACCCCGCAACGAGCUGCAGAACAUUACCGCGUCGUCGAAGCCGAUGUUCGCCAACGUCCUCGCCAGCGUCAAGACAUCGACCCCGAACGUGUCGCCAGGCUCAGCAGUGGUAGCGACAUCGUUGCCGUCCCUCAAAAGGAGUGAUACCCCACCGUACGGCGACGGAGAUCAAUCACCCCCACCGGCAAGCGGGGGCACAGGCAGCAGCGGUGGCGCCGAGCAGACCGAGGCCAUGUCCCUCGUCGUCACACCCGGAAAGAAGAAGAGGCACAAGGUCACGGAUACGAGACUCGCGCCCCGCCGCUCCGACUCACCGAAGGGGUUCAGUUUGGGCGGGAGUGGAGGAGGCAGUGGUGCUGGGGGUGAUUCGCCCGCAAGCUCCCUGCUGCCCGCUAGCCUGUCCGCAAUGUCCGCAGCGUAUCCACCACCUCUUAUCCCGGUCUCGCUACCCACCAGCGUCGCUAUCCCCAAUCCGUCCCUACACCACGAACUCUUCCUGUCCCAGCUCGAGCAUCAGCAAAGGCUGUCAGCGCCAUUUUCGUCGGCAUCGGCGGCUACCGGGGGUAACCAUCCAGCGGAGGCGUCGUCCGCAGGGUCAGAGUUGCGAGCGACACCUGAGCCACGCGCCACUCCCACAACCCCCGCCGUUGUUCAACCUCCAACCACCCCUAACCUGCCUCCGGCAGGGCAGUGUGCGACAGCUUCGUCACAGCGGUCGGUAUCCCAGUUGACUGCGGCGUCAUCACCUGCCGACGCGUUCGGCUUGUAUCUACAGCGUGCCGGACUUAACAAGUCACACCAGGACACCCCGUCUGUGUCGGACCGCGAUACGCUGUCGGAGGGAGCCAAUGAGCCGGCAAGCACGACGGCCGCUCAACUACCCACCCCGUACGAUGUGAUGAAUAUCUUCAAGUACUUCAACAGUACAGCUACAACCAGUGCGCUAAGCGCAUUAGGAGGAAAUAGUGGACCGUUCUGUCCACGAACAACAACCCCCGGAGGCGGCAGUCAUGAGGGGAGUGCUACUCCAGCGUCGGAGACAUCUUCAUACAGUAAAAAUGGAAGCCUUGGAGGGUCAGGGUACACGUCGACAUUGACACCCAUGCAUCUCCGAAAGGCUAAACUUAUGUUCUUUUAUGUCAGGUACCCCAGCUCCGCUAUCCUUAAAAUGUAUUUCCCCGACAUCAAUUUCAACAAGAACAACACUGCCCAGCUCGUUAAGUGGUUCUCCAACUUUAGGGAAUUUUACUACAUUCAAAUGGAGAAGUACGCCCGGCAGGCGAUCAGCGAAGGCGUUCGUAACGCCGAGGACAUUCGAGUUUCUCACGACUCGGAACUUCUUCGUGUACUCAACCUCCAUUACAACCGGAACAAUCACAUCGACGUUCCAGAAAACUUCCGCUUUGUGGUGGAGCAGACCCUCCGUGAAUUUUUUAAGUCGAUUCUCGCUGGGAAGGACCAGGAACAGUCUUGGAAAAAGGCUAUCUACAAAAUCAUUGCCAGGCUGGACGACAACGUGCCCGAGUAUUUCAAAUCGCCCAACUUUCUCGAGCAGCUCGAAUAAAAACUCUCAGUUACAGACUUGCAUAGAUAUAUCGUACGUACGAAAUAGGCGACAACAGAUAGACGGAACUAGAAGGAAAGACACAAUUCAGACCAAUCGAUCAUUCAAUCUCGAACCCUCGCAGACCUCAACGACCUCAGCAACUGCCCGAACAUCAGGGACCGCCGACAUCAGCAUUAAGAAAACUGCCGACAAAACUCUAUAUAAGCAGCAACAUUCAAACGUAGCGCUACUAUCCACUAAUAAGCAUUAUAAUGAUAGUAAUUAUAAUUCUUCAAAUAACAAUGAGAUUGUUACCAUGCCAGGUUGGUCAACCGAAAUCACAGCAGGCUUUCAUUGAACGUAUCAGAGCUAAUAACCAGAAAGCGUCUUUCUCUUAUGUGACAACGGCAACAAGGAUAAGAGCUACUCCACCACAGAGACAAAUCGAAUUGAAGCUAUGUGCGAUAAACGAGCCAGCCAUAUCAAUCAAUUGAUUAAUCAGCACUAUGAUAAUGAUUUGCAUCGAGCCAAAGCAAUCAAAUAGCUAGGGUACAGCCGGAAUAAACAAGUUGGACUGCCCCCCACUCAGCCUACUGUGACUGGGUGGCUAUGCAGCCCCCCUCCAAACGGCCAAUGCAGUAAAAUUUUGCUAAUACGAGCCUCGACCAACGACCAUCGAGCAACUGAUCAACAUCAUCAUCACAUCGAGGACCCAGUAGUAGCUAUAAUAGGAACAGAGGAAAAGUGCAGGAAAUGCAGUAAGCAAAGACCCACCGAAACAGCACACAGCGCUGUGGUGUACUGCGCAACGACGAGAUGUAUCGUAUUGACAACCUCUACAGAAUUAAUGUCGACAACUAACGGGAAAGAAAACGCCGAACGUUCCAAUCCGAGCUUUAGCUCAUUGCGGAAGCAGGUUACUUUGGCGGAGUCAAAAGAAGUGCUUGCCUUCGUCACGCCCUUCGCAAUAGACGAAGGAACAGGAACUACGAUCAUGGUCAGACAAAUAACUACAGAAUGUAUAUACGGGCAAAGCAGCAGCAGCAGCAGCAGCAGCAGCAGUGUGGUAGACGAUGUAAUUAAUAAGGACAGUUUACGAAUAUGGUGCAGAUCGACGUGAUUAGGACGGUUAGAAGACCGUUUUUGUGGCAGGGGGAAGGGAGGGAUGGGGAAAGGCAAGCGCCAAUAAGAAAAACGUAGCGGAGCCACCGUGCAUUACGAUAUGCGCGGCUUGAUUGCCAAGGCAAAGCGUGAAAACAAAGUGGAUCAGAGAAGAGGAUAACAGAUAGAUGAUAUCAACAAUCAUUGACUACGAUCUCGAGAUGCAGCAAUUGCCUACAACGUCGAUUUAAAUGAUGAGAGAUGCAUGGAAAAAGAUAUCCUCAACGCUGUCUGGCUAAGGCGGACAACAUUUUCAGGAAGCCGAAAAACCGGAAUAAAAACAAAUAUAAUAAAAAAGAAGCGUGGAGAAGCGCAUUCUAAGACCGUGCUAGCUCUUACCAGCGAGGGCGCCGAAGACAUCGCGCCACGACUUAAGUUUCUAUGACGAACAAAAAAAACAGACGAAGAUCUUUAGACAAAAAGAGUAAUUACAGCUAAUAAGGAAUAGACAUAUCCGUAAUAAAAGGAACGACUAAAACAACAAACCAACAAUGAAGAACAGCAGUGGAAAAAGAGCGCAAAGGGAACAUUUUUCCCGUUCGGCACAAAACCAAAAAAUGGCUAAAUAGUUUGUUUACCUUUUAAUGUUGCUUUUCAUCAAAAAGAAAGUUCAUAAAAGAGGUAAACCACUAAUUCUCAUUUAAAAAAAUCGAAAAGCUCAGUUUCGUCCAGCAGGCUACCUGCUCAGUCCCUAACAACGUCGCAGUUAGCCCUCGCAAGAGAAGAUUUGCUUUCCACAUCGGAGCUAAUUGUGAUAACGUUCCUUACAACAGUAUGAGCCGAGGUCGUAGAAGGCCUCAAAAACAACGCUUCGAAUGAAUAAGCCUUUCGUAGAGUCUCCGUCGCGUCGUGUAUCCUUAAAGCCGCAAAUAUUAUUCGUAAUUGACCCGUUUCGACGGGAUAUCGUCCGUGAUUAGAAAUAUCGAGAACUCUCGGGGGCUUCAUACGUGUUCUCGAUUCCUUCGUGAGCCUUUCGUAAACUUUGUAGGCUCGAUCCGUCAUUUUCUUAUUUUUUCGUUUUCUGAGAUAUUUAGGCGCUGAGUGUCUCGUGUGCCUUUGCCUUUCAUUGUUUUUUAAUAGCUCUAUAUAUAUAUAUAU